CAUCAAGCCAUCUGCUCUGCGUCUCAAAGUGCGUUUAGCAGGGGCAGGGCGUUUAAGCGAGCAAAAUCGUAAAAAGCGCUCCGACCUUAGGGAGGGAUCACCUUUUGCAUUAUGAGCUUGCUGAUAUGUCGAGGCAUGUGACAUGUCAUUGCAUGACUUCUCAUAAAGAGGGACGCAAGUCCUUUGAAUGAUGCCAAUGGCUUCAUCUUGCCAAUUUAAAGAUAAGAGGCCCACCAAAUAAGCAGUAAGAACUUGAAUGAAAACAAAACCGAACCUGUUGAAAACAGUGGACUCAAUAAAGCGUGAGAAGCCUGCAACUCCUUACUAUAAAUAAUGGUAACUCUCAGCGACAACUUGAAUUGUGCAUGUGAGAGAGCAUGACAGUUGGCCUCCCCUCACCCUGUAGAAUGUGUGUUUUGUUGUUACCGUUUAGAAAUGAUAAGAUGUCCAAACUGACCAUCAAGCGGCUCUCACUUGAGGAGGAGUUCCCUGAUCUUAGCGUGCACAACAAUCACAUGGCCAAGGUCUUAACCAAGGACAUGUACAAGACCCUACGAGAGCGGGCCACUCCAAACGGAUUCACCAUAGAUGGUGUCAUCCAGACAGGGGUUGACAAUCCUGGCCACCCGUUCAUCAUGACGGUGGGGUGCGUGGCCGGGGACGAGGAGACCUACGAGGUCUUCAAGGAGCUCCUGGACCCCAUCAUCGAGGACAGACAUGGAGGGUACAAGCCCUCAGACAAGCACAAGACGGACCUCAACCCAAGCAACCUGAAGGGUGGUGAUGAUCUGGACUCCAACUACGUCCUCAGCUCUCGCGUGCGAACAGGCAGGAGCAUCCGAGGGUUCUGCCUGCCCCCCCACUGCAGCCGUGGAGAGAGAAGGGGUGUUGAGACGCUCUCCAUUGAAGCCCUCGACUCCCUGUCAGGCGACCUGAAGGGGAAGUACUACGCUCUGAAAAACAUGACAGACGCAGAGCAGCAGCAGCUGAUUGAUGACCACUUCCUCUUUGAUAAGCCUGUCUCUCCCCUGCUGCUGGCUUCAGGGAUGGCCCGCGAUUGGCCCGAUGGCAGGGGCAUCUGGCACAACGACACCAAGACCUUCCUGGUGUGGGUGAACGAGGAGGAUCACCUCCGUGUCAUCUCCAUGCAGCAGGGCGGGAACAUGAAGGAAGUGUUCAACCGUUUCUGCACUGGGCUCACCAAGAUUGAGACCCUGUUCAAGGAUAAGGGCCACUCAUUCAUGUGGAAUGAGCACCUGGGCUACGUGCUCACCUGCCCCUCCAACCUGGGGACCGGGCUCCGUGCUGGGGUCCACGUCAAGCUGCCCAACCUCAGCAAGAACGCCAAGUUUGAGGAGGUGCUCAAGAGGCUGAGGCUGCAGAAGCGCGGCACAGGUGGCGUGGACACGGCUGCAGUGGGCGGAGUGUUUGACAUCUCCAACGCUGACCGCCUGGGCUUCUCUGAGGUGGAGCUGGUCCAGAUGGUGGUGGAUGGAGUCAAGCUGCUGGUGGAGAUGGAGAAGAAGCUGGAGAAGGGCCAGUCGAUCGAUGACAUCAUGCCCGCCCAAAAGUGAACACUUCUGAUUGCUGCCCUUCCCUAUCCCUCCCCCAUGUCAGUUGAAUGAAUGUGUGACACUAUCCUGGAAUGCACAAUGUAUUAAAGGAACACUUAUUGCAAUCUAAACAUGAGAAUAAACUGUUUUGAUCCAUAUGA
This is a messenger RNA of Hypomesus transpacificus, 1714 nucleotides long. It is a transcript of the gene ckba, whose product is annotated as creatine kinase, brain a. Lineage: Eukaryota; Metazoa; Chordata; Actinopteri; Osmeriformes; Osmeridae. Gene Ontology annotation, molecular function: creatine kinase activity. The transcript is spliced from 7 exons. The record is from RefSeq and is a predicted model, not a curated record. Bases 378 to 1574 code for a protein of 398 amino acids. Gene Ontology annotation, biological process: phosphocreatine biosynthetic process.